Molecule: messenger RNA, 684 nt
Organism: Darwinula stevensoni
Lineage: Eukaryota; Metazoa; Arthropoda; Ostracoda; Podocopida; Darwinulidae
Source: the annotation of a GenBank genome assembly
AUGCCCUUCGCAGCAGAGAAAUGGUCGGGGUACUUCGAGAGGGUGCUCCGUCACGAUGGCAGCCAAAACCCCGUCUUCUACUUCUUCGGCGUGGACGCCCAUCUCCUGAAGCUCCUCAUCGGCUUCAUUUAUGUCGGGGAGGUGGACAUCCCCUCGGUGGAUCUGGAGAGGUUCAUCCGAUUGGCCGAGGCCCUGGAGGUGAAGGGACUGAAGGAUGAUCACUCCAAGAGAGCCAACAGUUCCGUGUGCGAUGCAGCCAGGACGUCCAUGCCGAACAACGGGGAUGCCUUCGGUCACAGGAGCAGAUCCUCUGACGAGGACUUCCAGUAUUCCCCAAGUAUCGUGAAGGCUCAUCGGCGCGAAUUCUGUCGAUCUGCUGAUCCUACUCCAAGGGUGAUGUCUCAGGGUCCAGUCAUAAGCAAGUCACCUUCAAUAGCAUCCACAUCCAGCACUGUGAUUUCUUCAUCUUGGCCAACGGUCAGUCUUACCCAAGAAGAGCCUGUGAUUAAAAAGGAGCUUGUGGAUGUGGAAGAGGAUUCUGUGCAAGCUGAGGACAUGAUGCAUUCGGGUGAGCAGGAUGACUAUGAUGAGGAGUCACAGUCCUUUCACCUGGAAGUUGACGAUGAUGCGACCAGGAGCGACCAUGCUGCACCCAAGAACGUACCGCCCGAAGUGGACCCCUCC